Megalops cyprinoides (Indo-Pacific tarpon) is the source of this 2474-nucleotide messenger RNA. It is a transcript of the gene dym, whose product is annotated as dymeclin. NCBI's taxonomy places the organism in Eukaryota, Metazoa, Chordata, Actinopteri, Elopiformes, Megalopidae. Gene Ontology annotation, cellular component: Golgi apparatus. Gene Ontology annotation, biological process: Golgi organization. The transcript has 18 exons. The coding region runs from base 259 to 2439 and encodes 726 amino acids. The record is from RefSeq and is a predicted model, not a curated record.
GUAUCUGUCGCUGGCGACGUGGAAACAUGGAGGAAUGAAACAGUAAUUGGAAGCCAUCGGUGAUAUUGAAAGUAGUUAAUCAUUAUUAAGGCGGCGUCUUAUCGAUCAAAAGGGGAGGAAGACUCGCAGAACAUCCGGGACGAAAACACUUGUGAGGAAAAGGUGUCACUGUCGUAUCGACAAGUCAGAUAAAUUAUCAGCAGGGCCUGGUGCCAGUAGGAGAUGAGGCUGUGAGAGGGGCUCGUCUGGGAUCAGGAGAUGGGAGCCAACACCAGCCAGGUCAGCGACCUGUCCGAGAACGAGAGCCUCAGAACCCUGAUUGGCACUGAGUCCAUAUCCGAGAAUGACCCCUUCUGGAACCAGCUCAUCUCCUUCACCUUCACCAGCCCCACCAACAGUGGGGACUCCAAACUUUUGGAAGAAGCUGUCAUCCCUCUCGCCAAGAUCCUCAUCGAGAACAAUCCCAGAACAGGAAACUUUGGAGCCCUUGUGAGAGUUUUCCUCGGACGAACCAAAGAGUUGAAAAUAUCCACAGAAUGCCAAGAUCAGCUGUUCAUCUGGCAGGCCCACAACGCCCUCUUCAUGAUCCGGUGCCUGCUCAAAGUCUUCGUCCGGGAGAUGAGCGAGGACGAGCUGCAGUCGCAGUUCUCCUACCAGGAGAGGGCGCCAGGAUCUUGCGAGUCCGGGAGCGAAGACCUGCUGGAGGAGACGAUCUGCAACCUGGUGCAUCUGAUCGUGGAGGUGCCCCUGCUGGACAUCACCUACAGCAUCCUGUUUGAGGCCGUGACCUCGCUCCUCAUCCUGCUGUCCUACCAGCUCUUCCACAAGGAGAUCCUGAGGGACGGAGUCAUCUACAAGUACCUGAUGCAGGGGAGAUGUUUGGCCCUGACGAGCCGGCUGGUGAAAACCCUGCUCUACAACUUCAUCAGGCAGGAGAAGUGCCCGCCCCCGGUCGCCCACAUCUUCGAACCUCACUCCGAGGGAGGGGGGCUGCUGUACGGGCUCGCCUCGGGAGUGGCAAGUGGGCUGUGGACCGUGUUCACGCUGGGAGGGGCCGGCAGCAAGCCCAACCCUGACCAGGAGCAGCACCCGCUGCCGCUGUCCAAUCAGAGCCUGCUGCUGCUGCUGGUGCUGGCCAACCUGACGGAUGGGCUGGACUGCCCCAACCCCUACAGACAGGCCAUCACCUCCUUCAAGAACACGCAGGACACGUCCUCCAUUCCGUCGCCGCACCCCCACACCUUCCAGAUCAACUUCAACAGCCUGUACACGGCCCUGUGCGACCAGCAGCGGUCAGACCAGGCCACGCUGCUCCUCUACACCCUGCUGCACCAAAACGCCAACGUGCGCACCUACGUGCUGUCGCGCACCGACAUGGAGAACCUGGUGAUGCCCAUCCUGGAGAUCCUGUACCAUGUGGAGGACAGGAACUCCCACCACGUCUACAUGGCCCUCAUCAUCCUCCUCAUCCUCACCGAGGACGACACGUUCAACCGCUCCAUCCAUGAAGUGAUGUUGAAGAACAUCACCUGGUACACGGAGCGUAGUCUCACUGAGAUUUCCCUCGGGAGCUUGCUGAUCCUGGUGGUAAUCCGGACCAUCCAGUUCAACAUGACCCGGACGCGGGACAAAUACCUCCACACCAACUGCCUGGCAGCUCUGGCGAACAUGUCAGCCCAGUUCCGCUGCCUGCAUCAGUACGCAGCCCAGCGGAUCAUCAGUUACACCGGCCGCCACAUGCGGAGGUACUUGUAUGUGCUGGACAGUAUGUAUUUCCCUCGGUCCAGUUGCAGCCGGCUGGAGCACUGGCUGGGCGCCGUGGGCGACGCGGGGGAGGAGCUUGCGCACUUGACUUGCUCGUUCAUUCUCAGGUCCUAUGCUUCCAGCCUGUUUGCUCUGCUGUCCAAGAAGCACAACAAGGUCCUAGAGCAGGCCACGCAGUCGCUGAGGGGACCGCUGGGAUCGGACGACAGCGCCGCCCUGCCAGACUAUGCCCAAGAUCUGAAUGUGAUUGAGGAGGUGAUCCGCAUGAUGCUGGAGAUCAUCAACUCCUGCCUCUGCAACUCGCUGCACCACAACCCCAACCUGGUCUACGCCCUGCUCUACAAGAGGGAGCUCUUCGAGCAGUUUCGCUCUCACCCGUCGUUCCAAGACAUCAUGCAGAACCUCGACACAGUGAUAGGAUUCUUCAGCGGGCGUCUGGAGCAGGCAGGGACGGACCUGUCCGUAGAGCGGGUCCAGGAGGUCAUCAAGAAAGGGGCCGUGGCUCUGCCCAAAGAUCGGCUCAAGAAGUUUCCAGAGCUGAAGUUCAAGUAUGUGGAGGAGGAUCAGCCUGAAGAGUUCUUCAUCCCCUAUGUUUGGUCUCUGGUCUUCAACUCCGGGGUGGGCCUACACUGGAGCCCACAGGGCAUUGAGCUCUUCAGCAUGGACUCUGGCUGAGUGUGAGUGUGAGUGCGAGUGUGAGUGUGAGUGUG